Messenger RNA from Anisakis simplex (herring worm), 543 nucleotides. Lineage: Eukaryota; Metazoa; Nematoda; Chromadorea; Rhabditida; Anisakidae. The record is from the annotation of a GenBank genome assembly.
UUGCAACUCAGGAGUUUUAGAUUGAAAUUCCAGAAUGAGGGUAAGGUCGGUGAUCAAUUCGGUCGUCAAAUUGAGUCAGUAGCUGCUUACGUGCCUUACAUGACCGUAGUUGGGAAUCAUGAGCAAGCAUACAAUUUCUCACAUUUUAUCAAUCGAUACACAAUGCCCAACAGUGAUCAUAACCUCUUUUACAGCUUCGACUUGGGCGUUGCACACUUCAUCGCAUUUUCAACCGAAUUUUAUUACUAUUUGAAAUAUGGUUCGCAUCAAAUAGCAAGGCAGUGGGAAUGGCUCAAUAAUGAUCUUAAGGUUGCUGACCAAGAUCGUGAAAAGCGUCCAUGGAUCAUAACAUUGGGUCAUCGACCAAUGUAUUGCUCGAAUUUUCAAGGCGAUUGUGCGAGAUACGAAUCGAGAGUGGGUGAAGUUUACAACGGUACUCGCUCACCGUACGUAGAUCCACCGGCUCCAGUACAUGUUGUCACAGGAUCGGCGGUAAGAAUUCAGUUGAUUCCACCGCUCGGUAAUAGGAUCAGAGAGAGUUAA